Molecule: messenger RNA, 1050 nt
Organism: Psilocybe cubensis
Lineage: Eukaryota; Fungi; Basidiomycota; Agaricomycetes; Agaricales; Agrocybaceae
Exons: 2
Coding region: 1-1050 (349 amino acids)
Molecular function (GO): protein binding
Source: RefSeq, a predicted model, not a curated record
AUGGAUGAAACCGAUGAAAAAGUUUCCCUAAAACGAAAAUUGAACUCGGAUGAUGGAGAGCAAUCUGCCGCGUAUAGUCCUAGAAAAAACGCAAGUACCUACCUCAAGCACGAGAUGCAUUGGCUUCUGGAUGGAAACAUGUUGCUACAAAUAGGGAAAACGCGAUUUAAGAUACACAGGAGUCGACUUGCCAGUGAAUCUCGGUGGUUUCAAGCUCUUGUAGAGCUUCGAGCCGGCAAUUCUCCAGAUAUCCCAACCGAGUACCGGAAUACGAUCGACGAAGCAAUUAAAAGCGCUCAAAAAGUGGGAGAAUGCGAUCUAUUCUUUCUUGAUUUCGAAGAUGGCCCAAAUGCUAACAAAUUUGCCGCGCUGUUGUCGGCGAUGCAAUACGGAAUCGAAUUCGUAUACGAGAACCCCUCAUUCAGCACUGUGGCUGAUAUCUAUGAGGCUUCUCAAUUCUUUGACGUACCGCGAUAUAGCAAAUUCUCCGAAAUGUACCUGAAGACGAUGUUCGAUGAUUCUUUCGAAUCAAUUCCUCCGAAUCCAUCUCCAUACGCUGCGCGUGCUUUAAUACUUGGGGAUUGCUACGGUCUACAGGACAUUAAGCGCCGUUGCUUUUACGACUUGGCGCGAACCCAUCCUAUUGCCAUUCCUACUGAAGAUGAUGCAAGCGAUUGUGUUCCUUCCGCAAGUGACAUUGAUGAUGCAAACUCAACCAUACUCAUCGAUUUGCUUAACAUUCAAAGGCGUCUUGCUCUGUCUUGGGACAGUAUUUAUCUCGCCAUUGAUGAAGGAAAGUUCUGUGAUAUCCCUAGUUGCACUCACCGCCACUGCGCCGCUGAUUUAGUCGGAUUAAAAGCAGCAAAGAUCCAACAUCCUUUCGACCCUAUUACAGCGAUGAAUGUCAUGCUUGCCACGGCAUCUCAAAAAAAAUCCUCCUGCAAGGUCCAGAAAAAACGCCUCGAAGACUUUUUCGAUCAACAAUCUAAUCAAAUCUGGGAAGAGAUGGCAGAAUGGGCAGGAAUUUCUGAAUCGGAGGCUUUGGAGUAG